AUGGCGCGAGGCACGGCGCGGGUGGUGCAGCAGGCGUCGAGGGAGGUGCGGCCGACGACGCUGCAGCUGGGCGUGGGCAUGGUGGUGGUGGCCGUGCUCGCUAAACUCGCCAUGCUCGUGAGUGGGCUGAGGAUGGGGCAUGAAAGCUUGGAUGGGGCAAUCAAUGGCAGAGGCGUGGUGGGUGGUGGUGGCCGUGCUGGCCAAGCUCGCCAUGCUCGUGAGUGCCAGGGGUUGGUGAGGCGCCAGUACGACGAGUCGAAGGAGACCCAGAGGAUGGCGCAGCGAGCCCUUGCACCCACCACUUUUCGGCGUCAGUACGACGAGUCGAAGGAAACAGAGAGAGUGGCGCGGCGGGCACGCCGGUUUGCAGAGGAGCAGGAGGAACUGGAGGCGAUGAGUCGGGAGGAGUGGGAUGCGGUGAAAGCGGCGCGGCCUCAGACGCCCUAUGAGAGCGCCUUGACUCGCUCAGGGGCACGCAUCCGCACGGGAUCAUGGCCGUCCGUGGGCGAAGCAUACAACUGGGCAAGUGUUGUGUUGACAGAUGCAAUGAAGCGAGUAGAAAGCAGCGAGAAGUCGAGAUAA
Messenger RNA from Closterium sp. Naga37s-1, 582 nucleotides. The record is from the annotation of a GenBank genome assembly. Lineage: Eukaryota; Viridiplantae; Streptophyta; Zygnematophyceae; Desmidiales; Closteriaceae.